AAUCAUUUUUUUUGUCAAUCAAUGGUUCGCAUUUUACUAUUACUGUUAUCAGAAUUAUUGAGUAUAAGAAUCUUUUGCUUUUGUGUAUACAUUCUUUGGUGUGGGAACAGCACUAUCACUUUAGUCUCUUUCAAAUUUUGACUUUUCUUUUGCUGGGUUUUUUUCUUCUGCAUUUGGCAUAUAUACAUAUUGUUACUGUAAAAAGAAAACCCGUUUAUUAUCUGCAUCUUUCUCUGUGUGUCUGUGCCGCUGUGUGUGUUUUUAUUAGUUUAUACCUCAUGGCUUCUUGGAACUCAGUUUUUCUUUCAUGGCUUAAGAAUUUCAGUAAUAUUUUCAAGUACAAAAUGGAUGAAGUCCAGCUUGGUUCACAUACUAUAAGGUCCCAUGGUCUCACCAUUGCAAGGACACACAUGCAUGAUUGGCUUAUUCUUGUAUUGCUUGUGGUGAUAUGGGUUGUCAUCCUUAUCAUUCAUCCAUUUUAUCGCUUUGUUGGGAAGGAUAUGAUGGAUGAUCUAAGAUACCCCUUACAAAGUAAUACAGUUCCUGUUUGGGCUGUGCCGAUGUAUGCCGUUCUGUUGCCCAUGCUGAUUUUUAUCUUUGUGUACAUUCGUAGAAGGGAUGUUUAUGAUCUUCAUCAUGCUGUACUAGGCCUCUUGUUCUCCGUUCUAGUGACGGCUGUUAUCACUGAUUCGAUAAAAAAUGCAGUUGGAAGACCUCGGCCAGACUUCUUUUGGCGCUGUUUCCCAGAUGGAAAGGAUGUUUAUGAUAAAUGGGGAAAUGUCAUCUGUCAUGGUGAUAAGAGUGUCAUUAGGGAAGGGCAUAAAAGCUUUCCAAGUGGGCAUACCUCUUGGUCCUUUGCCGGGUUGGGUUUUCUUUCACUUUACUUGUCCGGAAAAAUCAAAGCAUUUGACCGUAGAGGACAUGUUGCAAAACUAUGUAUCGUUUUUCUCCCUUUGUUGGUUGCAUCACUUGUGGGCAUUUCUCGAGUGGAUGACUAUUGGCACCACUGGCAAGAUGUCUUUGCUGGGGGUCUCCUAGGGCUCGUAGUGGCUACAUUUUGUUACUUGCAGUUCUACCCGCCACCAUACGAUGCAAAUGGUUCAGGGACUUAUGCUUAUUUCCGAGUAAUCGAGGAGUCUACUGCAAAUACAACAAACACAAUCAAUGCCGCGAAUCUUCCAAAUGCAAUGACCGGAGAGAUUCGGAUUGCGAACCAACAAGAAUCAACCGAUAAUGGAUUUAUGGGAAUGCAUUUAGCACGCAAUUCUAAUUCAGUGUUGGAAGAUGUGGAAUCGGGGAAAAGUUAACUCGGUGAGUUUCAUGUUCUAAAUUCGUAUGUAAAUGAGGAAUACGUUGUAUAUACGUGCACCGUCUCGUAGUUAUGGAUUCUAUUGCUAUAUUAUUAUUGUAUAGCCAAUAACAACACUACUAUUAAGUAGCACAGCUUUUCAUUCUGUUUCUCCUAUUGGCUUAGAUGUGAGGACUGAACAAAAUGAAAAAUAAAAAUAAAAAAAAGUAAAAAAUAAAAAAA
Gossypium arboreum is the source of this 1531-nucleotide messenger RNA. Its product is annotated as putative lipid phosphate phosphatase 3, chloroplastic. The transcript has 8 exons. The record is from RefSeq and is a predicted model, not a curated record. NCBI's taxonomy places the organism in Eukaryota, Viridiplantae, Streptophyta, Magnoliopsida, Malvales, Malvaceae. Gene Ontology annotation, biological process: phospholipid metabolic process. The coding region runs from base 279 to 1307 and encodes 342 amino acids. Gene Ontology annotation, molecular function: phosphatidate phosphatase activity.